Molecule: messenger RNA, 1119 nt
Organism: Cicer arietinum (chickpea)
Lineage: Eukaryota; Viridiplantae; Streptophyta; Magnoliopsida; Fabales; Fabaceae
Source: RefSeq, a predicted model, not a curated record
AUGAAUCUCACAUAUUCUUUGGAUUUGGGAGCCAUUGCUACACCUGUAGGUUUUUCCUCUUUCAUGCGUGCUUCUUCCUCAUAUGUGAAGAGGAAAUUGGAACACUACAUAAAUGAUGAUGAAUUUGCUAAUAGUUAUGAACUCAUCACUAAAGAGAAAUAUGGUAGUGAAAAUGUCAAAGAUCAAAGAAGAAACUCAUGUUCAACACUAUCAAAUAGAAAAAGGACUAGUUUUCAAGAAACACAAGAAUGUGGUGUCCUUGCUCAAACUGAGAAAGCAGAAUUUUGUGGUAUUAGUAUGGAAGAUUAUUCUCACCUAGAUGACACCAAUGAUUCUAUCAAGGAGUCAAGCUAUAUUAUGAACCAAAAGAGCUUGAAUAUCCAGGCUAGAGAUUUAAUGCCUAGUAGUAGUUAUUCUUCUACUACCAAUAUAUCAAUCAUGGAGAAACAAAAAAUGGAAUUUGUGAAAAUAUUGGUCGACGAAGUUUUUAUCGAUAGUAUGACUUCACAUUCGUUAUACUCGAAAGAUGCAGACGUGAAACUCAUUCAAUCUUCCAAGAACUUUUUACCGGCUAGGAGUAACCAUCUUCCAAGACCAGUUAUUCCCGUUGGACCUCGGUUUCAAGCCGAAGUUCCUAAAUGGGACGGCACAACCAACUUAAAACAAUGUAAUAGUGAUGAUUGUUUGAAGUGGUUGGGCACCCAAAUUUGGCCAAUGCCUGAGGUAUCUAAAACAAAUGCAAUAGGCAUUGGGAAAGGUAGACUUGACUCAUGCUCAUGUCACAAUCCUAAAUCAGUUGAUUGUGUUCAAAAACAUGUUAGUGAAGCUAGGGAAUGCUUAAAAUUGGUGAUUGGUACUGCUUUCUCUAGUUGGAAGUUUGAUGACAUGGGAGAAGAUGCUUCAAAAUCAUGGACAACGAAAGAGCAGAAAGAAUUUGAAUCUCUAGUAAAAUCAAAUCCUAUAUCAAGUGACACAAAAUUUUGGAAGCUCAAGAUGAAGUACUUUCCAUCCAAAUCAAUGAAGUGCAUGAUAAAUUACUAUUAUAAUGUAUACAUCCCUAGAUGUAUGGGCAUAGUGACAAGAUCUCCAUUUGGCGCAUUUGACCGUGAGCCAAAAUAA